GUAAUAUAUCGCUUUAUUUUUUAUGGAAAUUUUAAUUUUUUAGUACAUUAUUUUAUUAAAUAUUAUAGUAUAUUUUUUUAUCAAUUAUUAUUUUAAAAACUCUGUUUUUAAAUUUAUAAAUUGAAUUGAUAUUAUAUAUUUAUCACAUACAUAAUUCUAAAAGAGAAUUAAUUAAUUACUUUUGUUUUUUUAAUCCCGGUCACAUAGGAUUGCGAAAGCAGCUACGUCAGAACGUAUCGAUUGUAAGGCGCGGUGGUUCACGCAUGCGCACGUGAGGCAUUUGCGAUUCCUACUUUUUUAACGUAAACAGUCCUUUCUCGUUCAAACGGCCUUUAGUAUCAGCAAUAUAUUUUCUUUAUCCGAAUUUGUAACUUGUUUCUUUUGAUUUUUUUUUAUAUCUAUUUAAGAUCAAGUAAUUGAGUAACGAAACGUUUGGAAAUCUUUGUGCAUUUAUAUCAUCAUACAGAUAUAUGCCCGGUUCUUACUCGAAAGAACAGUCAGUUACGUCGAAGCAACAGAUUGUUAUGUGAACAAGGAAACCGGUGCGUAUAGGAAUGUAAUUUACCGUGAACGGACCGGAAAAAGAAGAUAAAUUCCGGUGAUAGAUAUCAAAAACGUAGAUUGUCGAAUAAUAAAAUGGUUCAUGUGGAUGGAUAUAUUCCUUUUUCUACUGGUGGCCUACCAAAAAGUCCAAGCUUCCACCAGGGACUUGCCUUGGCUACUGCUCUAUCUCGAGAAUCGAAUAAACCUUACUUAACCAACUUCACUUCGCAUUAUCAACCAUUACGACCCCUAUUAAUCGAAACGCAACAAGGAAACGAAAGGGAAGAACUUUUCAUCCAGAAAUUACGUCAAUGUUGCGUGCUGUUCGAUUUCGAGUCCGAUCCCCUUUCGGAUUUAAAAUGGAAAGAGGUAAAGCGUACCGCUCUGAACGAAAUGGUCGAAUAUGUCACCAAGAACAAAAAUGUGAUUACGGAAGCGAUAUAUCCUGAGGCAGUGAAUAUGUUCGCAGUGAAUCUUUUUCGCACUCUUCCUCCAUCAUCAAAUCCAAACGGAGCUGAAUUUGAUCCGGAAGAGGAUGAGCCAACAUUAGAAGCGGCCUGGCCUCAUUUACAGCUAGUUUAUGAAUUUUUCUUACGAUUGCUUGAAUCUCAGGACUUUCAACCUUCUAUCGCUAGACGUUACAUAGAUCAAAAAUUUGUAUUGCAACUUUUAGAGUUAUUUGAUUCGGAAGAUCCACGAGAAAGAGAUUUUUUAAAAACAACGCUUCAUAGAAUUUAUGGAAAAUUUUUGGGUCUCAGAGCGUAUAUCAGAAAGCAAAUAAAUAAUGUUUUUUAUCGAUUUAUAUACGAAACCGAGCAUCAUAAUGGUAUUGCUGAACUUCUUGAGAUUUUGGGAAGUAUAAUCAAUGGAUUUGCAUUACCAUUAAAAGAAGAACAUAAAGUAUUUCUAUUGAAGGUGCUUUUACCUUUACAUAAAGCUAAAUCGCUCUCUGUAUAUCAUCCCCAAUUGGCGUAUUGCGUGGUUCAAUUUUUGGAAAAAGAUCCGUCGUUAACUGAACCUGUUAUUAGAAGUUUGUUGAAAUUUUGGCCAAAAACACAUUCUCCGAAGGAAGUAAUGUUUUUAAACGAACUCGAAGAAAUUCUUGAUGUAAUCGAACCUGCGGAAUUCCAAAAAGUUAUGGAUCCGUUGUUUAGACAAUUAGCGAAAUGUGUAUCAUCUCCGCACUUUCAGGUCGCUGAAAGAGCUUUGUAUUACUGGAACAACGAAUACAUAAUGUCACUUAUAUCGGAUAAUUAUUCAGUCAUUCUACCAAUUAUGUAUCCAGCAUUCUAUAGAAAUUCCCGAAAUCAUUGGAACAAAACUAUUCAUGGGUUAAUAUAUAAUGCAUUAAAGCUUUUUAUGGAGAUGAAUCAGAAAGUAUUCGACGAGUGUACUCAACAGUAUUAUCAGGAUCGACAAAGAGAAAGAAAACUUAUGAAAGACAGAGAUGAAGCGUGGAUGCGCGUUGAAGCUCUGGCAAUGCGACAUCCAAAUUACAAUGCGACUAUAAAAGGUAUUACGAAUACAACAAUUGGCACAAUAUCGCAACAACAAUUGGACAGCCCUCCGCCCGAUGAAGAUGGUGAUACAGAUCAGACACCACUUACAUUGGAAAAAAUAGAAGCGAAAGCAAAUGAGGCAAAAAAAAUGACGAACUCUAAUAAAACAAAGCCACUUUUACGGAGGAAAAGCGAUUUACCCCAAGACACGUAUACAAUGCGGGCAUUAUCUGAUCAUAAACGUGCAGAUGAAUAUCUCGUUACGCCACCGGAUCCUAAUAAUUGCUAGUCUCUACCGCAAUCUCUUCCCAUGUAUCCUCUCUUUUGCUGCAGUGAUUUUGGGAGUUAGCUUUUUCGAAGAGAGAACUAAAACAGCGAUGAGUCGAAUCUAAUCAAGCGAUCAUCACAUUCGACGACAACCGCCUGCAACAGAGUUUGAUCAUAUAGAGAAGUCAACAAUGUCGUAAUCCAAUCUUCCCUACCCUUCGUCUUGUAUCAGUAUUAUCGAGAUAUAUAUUCUAAUAUUUUUCUUCGUAUCUCGAUAAAUGAAAAAAAAAAAAAAAGCUUUCUCUCACUGCACCCAGCACAUUCGGAAGAUGUAUCCAUGUCCGUAGUAAUCUAUAAAAAGAAAAGAAUGCUGAUAACUUCCUAUAUACUCUUUGAGUUAAUUUACAUAAGAUAUCGCGAGAAUUAUGAAAAUAUUACAUACUCGCUAUCAAAGAAAUUAAAAUCAUGAGAUGUAAAAGAAACCUAGAGAAUAAGGGUCCUAAGUGUGUACAUAUAUACAUAUAUAUAUAUAUACACACGCGCGUGCGCGCGCCCACACACACACAUACACACACACAUACAGAUAUUUUAUAAAUUGUAGAUUUCUUGUAUAUGGAGAAAUCUAUCGCUGACAAUAAGACAAUUUUCUCAUAUUCGUAAAUACACCUUUACAUUUUCAAAUUAUUUAUAUUCUAUGUAUAAAGGAUAUUUAUUGUUUAGAUUAAUAUACAAAGUCUUGAAUUUAAAUCUCACACAAUUUAUCUUUAAAGAUCCGAAGAUUCAAUUCAAUAAAAGAGGUUGUCUUGCUUUUGGCGGGGGAUUUUCUUCAUAUUAUAGAAAUUUAUGAUUUAUUGAACACCAUUUGCAUAGGAUAUAUUGCCAUGAGUGAAUACAAAUUUAUCACUUGAUUUUGGGAAUAAUUUUGGCAUUUUAUUUAGAAGAAUUAAAAUUAAUUAUUUAUUUAUAUUUUAUAUUUAUUUAUAUUUUUAUAUUAUAUUUUUAAAUGAAAAAGAAUAACUUCUUGUAUUUAUAAAAUAUAUGGAAGAAGUUAUUUUUUUCAAAGUUUUCUAAUUAAAAUAAAUAUGUUUAUUCAAAAAUGUUUAGGUAUUAUUUAAGCAUUAUAUCAUAUUACAUUAUUUGGCAAAAGUUAGGAAUUUUUUUACGUUAUUUAAUAAAUUUUGAGAGUACUUUUUGCAUAAUAUUUUUUUUCCAAGUUUUUUUUAUUCAAAGUCUGUCUUCGAAUGAUAAAUUAUUGUUCACUCACACUAUAUAUCCUGUACUCUAAAUAAACAAAAAAAUUUUAUACGAAUUCGAAAGAAGUCAAAAAAGAAUGGCCGCGUGCUUGAUGUUGUAAUAAUAAUAACAAUAAAAAAAGAAAACAAAUUUUAGUAUGAAGUUUGAGGCGUUUACUCUUCUGGGCGAGAUUUCCACUGAUGCGCAAACGACAGAUAUUUAAUAAUACACAAGUGAUAUAUAGCUGCUUCAAACGCUAUCAGCUCGUAAUUAGCGGCAAAAAAAAAAAAAAAAAAAGAAAAAAAGAAAAAAAAAGAAAAAAAAAAAGAAAAAAUUGCAAAAAGAAGUGAAAAGUCGUUUUAGAGUUUAGAUGAACGUGAUAGCACUAUUUUAGAAUAUGGAUUGUUAUAAAUCUAAAUAUUCCUGAACGUACUACUUUUAUAUCUGUCGUGCCUAGAUGCCUGUGGAACGCAUUCGCAAGAAUCGCCUCUGCCAGAGGCCUAUAAUUAAGAAUCGUUAAACAAAAGGAUAAAAAAAAAAAAAGAAAAAAGAAAUAAUAAGCAACGAGUUAUAUGUGACGUUACCAAAUGGUGUAAUCGCAUUACGAAUUUUUUCAAGAACGCUUACAAAAAUGUUGUGUUGUUGCACUGUCAGUUUCAUGGUUCAAAAGAAAAAAAGAAAAAAAAAAAGAGCAACAUUGUAUACUAGUUUUUUGCUGGCAAAGAAAAACAAGGGGGAAAAAAAAUGAAGAAUUUGAAAAGUUUAAGAGAAAUUGGGGAGAAAUUGAAAGAAUUGGAGCGCGAGCGGGAAUUAAACGUGUGUGACACCUGUUGGUUGAUCAAAUGUGCCCUCAUCAAUUUUACUUAGGCGUUUUCGCUAUUUCCUCAUGUUACUCCUGUUUAUCGGAGUUUAUGGAGAUUCCAUUUCCAUAUAAAUAAUAAAAUUUAAUGAGACAAAAAGAGCGAUCCAAGCGAAAUAUCUUUUGUCUUUGCGCUGCUGGCAGACUGUUAUGUUUAAACAUUGUAAGGGAUGAACUUGUUGAAAGAUACGGUUAGCACUUAUUAUUAAACGAAAAUUAAAACCAAAUGAGAUAAAUAUAAAAGAAAAAAAGAAUUAUUUACUAUUUAAUCAUCCCUUCAGAAGGAGAAUGGCUGUUUUUGUUAUGGAAACCAUUAAACAAUAUGAGUAUUCUUGUCGAUUUUUAUUAUCAAGUGCAGUGUAAUCUCGAUGAACCUCGUAAAUUCGAACGAAUUUGUUUGGAUCAUCGAUUUUAUUAAAAACACUGUAUUUUACGCAACAUAUAUUUAAUAAUAAAAGUAUUUUUAGUAAAACUUUUCAUCAUGAAAUAGGUUUACAUUUUUCAGUAAUAUACCUAAUUAAAAAAUAAGUAAUUAAAUUGCAUUUACUGCAAUUGUGAAUAUAGUUUUUAUUUUUUUCUUUAAUUUCAUAUCUUUGUACCUGUAUGGAUUAUCUAAUAUGGACUAAUAUGGAUUAUCGGGAUUACAUUGUAUUUUUCAAUCGUUGAAGUCAAUCUAAAAAAAAGAAAAAAAAAAGAAAAAAAAAAAGAAAAAAAAAAGAAAAAAGUAGAUAAUAAUGUUUGAGAGAAAUGUCUCUCCGAUAAUGCAUGUUUUCAAGUUCCGUCUCUUAUUGCAUCUAUUCUUUCACUUAUAUCAUUUAAGAUACAUCUUUAAAAUUUACAGAUUUCAUUGUAGAUCAGAAGAUCAUUCGAGUUUCUUGUGCUUAAAUUUUCAGAAGACUGUUACUGGCUCAUCGUUGGUUGAGUAUUAUCGACUUUUUCUGACUUCCGCUUUCGUAUUGCGCCAAGCUUAAUGAUAAACAACAAACAAAAAAAAUGAUUAAAUAAACAAACAAAAAAAAACAAAAACAAAAAAACAAAAAAAAAACGAAGAAAAAGAAAGAAAAAAGGAGAAAAUGAAAUUUGAUUUCAUUCGAUGUAGGUUGUUCUUUGUAACUCUGUAUGGGUUACCUCGAGUGAGUUUAAAGAUUCAUUUUCAGCAAUGUUUUAUACGUUUUUUAUGAUAAGAAAGUCAGCCAACAAUCGAGUAUUUUGUAGGUAGAAAGAUAAACAUAUGCGAUGAACGAUUUAAUUUAUGUAAGGAAGAGCAAGGAUAUCCUAAUAGAAAAGGAGAAAUUAUUAUUAGGCAGCUUUUGAAUCUCUAAAAAUGUCUUUGUUCUUCCUUAUAUAAAGUUUUACGAAUUUAAGAGUUAUUCAAUAAAAAAUAAAAGCAAAAAAUGGUAAUAAAGAAAAUAUUCAUAUGUACAGUGACUUGCUUCGAACUUAGAGAUAUAAAUCUACGUGUACAGAAUGGAUGGGACAUAUACAGAACUGUGUAUCAAUGUUCAAUCAAUUACAAAAUUUUUUUAAUGAUCGCUUGUCCGGUCGAUUCGAUUCCAUGCAUGCAUAUAUUCCUUUACAAUUUGUUGGAAGCAUAAUUUUAUAAUAAAUAAAUCAUUAUAAUGAAACAAAAAA
Apis cerana (Asiatic honeybee) is the source of this 6033-nucleotide messenger RNA. RefSeq names its product serine/threonine-protein phosphatase 2A 56 kDa regulatory subunit gamma isoform. Gene Ontology annotation, biological process: signal transduction; protein dephosphorylation. Gene Ontology annotation, molecular function: protein phosphatase activator activity. Lineage: Eukaryota; Metazoa; Arthropoda; Insecta; Hymenoptera; Apidae. The record is from RefSeq and is a predicted model, not a curated record. Gene Ontology annotation, cellular component: protein phosphatase type 2A complex; nucleus; cytosol.